UUCUGCAGAUGGACGCCGUGGCGGGGAGGUGCUGGGAGUACUUGGAGGCGCGGCUGAGCUUGUCCACCUGCGUGGCCGUCCACGCUCUGGCGGCGCAGCACCACCAUCCCCGCCUGCUCGACGCCUCCCUGGCCAUUAUUUAUCCAAACUUUUUGUCUCUGACGCAGAGCGAGGACUUCCUGCAGAUGGAGGCGGAACAGCUCACUGCGCUGAUUGGGUCGGACGAUGUGGAGGUGUACUGUGAGGAUAAAGUGUGGGAGGCGGUGCGGCGCUGGCUGGAUUACGACCGUCCCAGACGGCUGCUGCACGUGUCCGCGGUCUUGCAGAGUGUCCGCGCGGCCUUUUUGAGUGAGAAGUGCCGACUGCAGUACGCGGCGGCCUUGGCCAGUGCGACAACGGGGAUAGCCGGUGGGACUGCGCAAAACACCACCCCGCGGCAUGCAUUCGGGGCGCAGGAAGUGCUCGUCUGCGUGGAGAACUGGGAAGACAAUUGGGAGGCUAGUGCGGUGCAGGUCUUCAGUCCGUCGAUCCCGGCAGUGUGGCGCCUGACCGAUCAGCCGCCGCUCGGUGAGUAUCCCAACGUCGCGAUGCUGGACGAUGGCCGGAUGAUGUUGAUCUCCAUACAAGGAGUGGAAGCGGUCCAGCGCGACCACAGCUACACGCGCCUGAGCGGACCACCGAUGGCACUGGCCGCCAUGCAGACAGUGCGCAGCAGCGAAGCUGCGGCUGUCCUUGAUGGUCGCGUUUUCGUGGCCGGUGGCUAUGGGCAAAUGCCAGUUCCGGUGCCAGUACUGUCGUCCGUCGAAGCAUAUGUCCCGAAGAGUAAUUCAUGGAGUGCGGUGGCCCCACUACCCGUCGGUCUGAUGAAUUUGGUGAUGGUGGCGUAUGGCGGGCUGUUGUAUGCGUUCGGUGGAGAAACGGAAGAUGGACACGUUAGCAAUGGUGCCUUUGCCUACGAUCCAGCCGCCAACGCCUGGAGCCGGUUGCACGACAUGCCCAGCGCCCGCUACAAUUGCGCUGCGUGUGUGGCGCCCGACGGACUGAUUUACGUAGUGGGGGUAAGCACGGAAGGCCUGGAAGCUGGUGGAAUGGAAGGCUGUGUGCGCGUGGAGGCCUACAAUCCCGCCACCAGUCAAUGGCUGAAAAAAGGCGAUCUGGUCCAUCCGCGCAAUGAGCCAGCCUGUGCGUGUCUGCAGGGGAAGUUGUACGUCCUGGGUGGGAACGCUUCGUGGGAUCGCCGAAUCCGCGAUGCUGACGACGCCAGCAUCGAAGUGUACGACCCCGAUGCGGACCGCUGGCAGCUGCAUGAGUGCCGACUUUCGGAAGACAUCGUGGGCGGAAGCUCUGUCAAGAUGAAACUGAAGCGGGCUUGACGCUACACUGCUUCCUGUGGGGCCCGCGAAUGAGAUGAGUGUGUGCGUGUGGGUGUGGAACACGAGCCGGGGAAGGAGAUACAGUCAAUACGAAAAGUCAGAUAUCUUUCUCUGUCGACUGUUAUACGGCCAGUGCAGCGCUCUAUGGUGCAUAAGUUACAAUUCAUAGAGAUAAG
Messenger RNA from Paramacrobiotus metropolitanus, 1549 nucleotides. RefSeq names its product kelch-like protein diablo. Gene Ontology annotation, molecular function: protein binding. The record is from RefSeq and is a predicted model, not a curated record. The transcript has 5 exons. NCBI's taxonomy places the organism in Eukaryota, Metazoa, Tardigrada, Eutardigrada, Parachela, Macrobiotidae. Bases 9 to 1373 code for a protein of 454 amino acids.